CAACCACAUCCGCCGCACACACUCUCUCAAACACUCUUCCGUCAACCCCCCAAACCACCGUCAAAAUGGAGAACGAACGCGGAGAGCUCGUCGACCUUUACGUCCCACGCAAGUGCUCUGCCACCAACCGCAUCAUCAAGGCCAAGGACCACGCCUCCGUCCAGCUUUCCGUCGCAAAGGUCGACGAGAACGGCCGUGCCACUGGCGAGAACCAGGUCUACGCCCUUUGCGGCUUCGUCCGUGCCAUGGGCGAGAGCGACGAUGCGAUGAACCGACUUACACAAAAAGAUGGUUUCUUGAAGAACGUGUGGAGCGCUUCCCGAUAGAUUGUGGGCGGAAGGUGAAGAGACAGGGAACAUAGAAGGCGCAAGGACAUUACUGCUGACGGCUUCAUGCUUGGCGUAUGGUGUACUCGGGAUCGACCAUGCGAGGAUAUAGAGAGGCAUGGAGUGGCCUUGCUUUAAUUAGCUCAAGGCCUAGCGACACAAUGAGUGCGCUGCGGCGCAGAAUGCCAAAAGAAAACAGAUUCCCCAACGACCUACGACGUAUUCCGGGCCAUUUCUUAUCUCAUUUUCUCGAUAUCUCGUCUCCUUUUUUUCGUAUGAAAAGUGCUGAUAGCAACACAUGGCUGUUUACGGCCUUCUCUUUCCCUCCUCAUUAAGGUGAGUUGGCCAUGAAAGAAGGAGGAAAGGCGUGAAGUCUUGCAGGUGGUUGGCUGGGAUCUUUGGAACUCGCCUUCAUUCUUCUGCUUGACUUUGCUAGCCUAGAACGACAAGGCGCCUUGAAAAAGCUGCAGCCGUUGAGAUCAUUGGCUGUGGUACAGAUACGGGCAGGACAUAAUUUUC
Messenger RNA from Sphaerulina musiva SO2202, 845 nucleotides. RefSeq names its product 40S ribosomal protein S21. The transcript has 3 exons. Gene Ontology annotation, molecular function: structural constituent of ribosome. NCBI's taxonomy places the organism in Eukaryota, Fungi, Ascomycota, Dothideomycetes, Mycosphaerellales, Mycosphaerellaceae. Bases 66 to 326 code for a protein of 86 amino acids. Gene Ontology annotation, cellular component: cytosolic small ribosomal subunit; ribosome. Gene Ontology annotation, biological process: translation; endonucleolytic cleavage in ITS1 to separate SSU-rRNA from 5.8S rRNA and LSU-rRNA from tricistronic rRNA transcript (SSU-rRNA, 5.8S rRNA, LSU-rRNA); endonucleolytic cleavage to generate mature 3'-end of SSU-rRNA from (SSU-rRNA, 5.8S rRNA, LSU-rRNA). The record is from RefSeq and is a predicted model, not a curated record.